Messenger RNA from Naumovozyma dairenensis CBS 421, 2571 nucleotides. It is a transcript of the gene UBP1, whose product is annotated as ubiquitin-specific protease UBP1. Gene Ontology annotation, biological process: protein deubiquitination. Bases 1 to 2571 code for a protein of 856 amino acids. Gene Ontology annotation, molecular function: cysteine-type deubiquitinase activity; cysteine-type endopeptidase activity. The transcript has a single exon. Gene Ontology annotation, cellular component: nucleus; cytosol. The record is from RefSeq and is a predicted model, not a curated record. NCBI's taxonomy places the organism in Eukaryota, Fungi, Ascomycota, Saccharomycetes, Saccharomycetales, Saccharomycetaceae.
AUGGAUCAAAAAAUAUAUGAAAAUUAUUUACAAAAUUCUUCAUCUUACCAUUCCUCAUCAUUACCAAUAACAAUUAGUACCGCAGCAGCCGCAACAACAACAACAACAACAACAACAACAACAACAACAACAGGGUCAUUCCCAUUAAAUAUCAUUGAUAAAUACAAUAAUACAAACACAUUAGUCACAACAUUAUUAUUAGCAGUUCUAAUCCCCAUAAUGGUAUAUUACAGAUCAAACAUCUCCUCAGCAUUACAUAACAAUAGUAACUAUGGUCCAUCAUCAUCAUCAGGUAACGGUGGUGGUGGUGGCAUCAUGCGUCGUUGGAUGCCUAGAAGUUCUCAAAUGGAUAGUAACGUCUUAAACCAUGGUGGAUAUAUCGCUGGUUUACUUAACGAUGGUAAUACAUGUUUUAUGAACUCUGUAUUACAAUCAUUGGCAUCUUCUAAGGAAUUAAUGGAUUUCUUAGACACCACUAUCAAACAAGAACAAGAACAAGAGCAAGAACAAGAGCAAGUUGGAGAUGAAAAAAAGGAAGAUGUGGAUAUUGGGUUCACUUUGUCAUUGAAUGAAUUAUUAAGUCAAUUGAAUGCAAAAUAUUAUAAGGAAAGACCAUAUUUUAAGACUAAUAAAUUAUUGAAAACUAUGAAAAAUGCACCUAAUAAAAAUAUGUUGCUUGGGUAUGAUCAAGAAGAUGCUCAAGAAUUUUUCCAAAAUAUUUUAUCUGAAUUAGAAAAGAAUUUGAAAUCAAUAUCAUCACAAAAUAACAAAGAAGAGGAAGAAGAGAAAAAGGAGCAGGAAAAAAAUUCUAAUGAAUGUGUUAAGAUAUUGAAGAAGGAUUUACCAAAGGAUGCUAUUAUUGGUCAAGAACAAUUAGGGAAAGUUGGUACUGUCUAUAUUCCUACUGAACAAAUUGAGCCAAAUACUUCAACAGCUUUACCUUCUUCUAACCCUCAAGAAAAACUAUAUACUCCAUUCAAAUUAAUAACUCCAUUAGAUGGGAUUUCUGCAGAAAGAAUCGGUUGUUUACAAUGUGGUGAAAAUGGUGGGAUUAGAUAUUCUGUAUUUUCAGGACUAAGUUUAAAUUUACCUAACGAAAAUAUCGGUAUGACAUUAAAAUUAUCAAACUUAUUAAAUGAAUGGAUAAAACCAGAAAUUAUUGAUGGUGUAGAAUGUAACCGUUGUGCAUUAGAAGCUAUCAAAUCUCAUUUACUUGAUCAAUUAGAACAAUAUCACAAUAAUAGUACAGAGAUCCCACAAAAAUUAAUUGAUGCUGUCAAAGAUAGAGUUGAAUGUUUACAAAAGAUAUUAUCAAAACCAGUUAUUGAUGAGGAAGAUUAUAAAAAAUUACACACUGAAAAUAUGGUACGUAAAUGUUCUAAAUCAAAGCAAAUCUUAAUAUCUAGGCCUCCCCCUUUAUUGUCCAUUCAUAUUAAUAGAUCUGUUUUCGAUGUUAGAACUUAUCAAAUUAGGAAAAAUAAUUCAAGAGUGCUCUUUAAAUCGAAAUUGAAUUUAGAACCAUGGACAUGUGAUAUCGAUGAGAUUAAUUUGGAUGCAAGAUUACCAAUGUCAAAGAAAGAGUCAUCAUUAGGUCAGGAUGAAUUUAGUGAAGACGAUGAAGCAACCACUAAUGGUGAGUAUUAUAAUAGAUUGCAUCAAAAGUAUCAACAAGAAUUUGAAGAUAGUAGUGAUGAAGAUGAUGAUAGUGAUGAUAAUGAAAUCUAUUCAAUGGAUAAUAAUAGAAGAAGGACGAGAAAAGACGUUAGAAAUUAUGAUCCAUUAAAUGGGGAAAUUGAAGAUUCAUCAUCUGUUUAUUCUAGUGCUGAUGAAAAGGAUACUCAUGAUUCCAUUGAAGAAACCGAUUCGUUAGGAAAUACUAUUCGUAAGAGGGUUAUCAAACAAGAAACCUUUGAAAGAGCUGAAGAUUCUAUUGAAAAAGAAAAUGAAGGAGCAGAAGCAAACCAUGAUGAUGAUAAUGACGAUAAUAACGACGAGCAAGAACAUAAGGGUAACAAUGACGAUGAAUUACCCUCUUCUUCUCCAUUGGCAGCAUCUGAAGAAGAAGAAGAUGGUGAAGUUCAAGAAACAUCUUUAUCACCAUCUGGUGCUAUCCCACAAACAAUUAGAAAGAAGUUUGAUUCUACGCCAAUUGGUCCAUUAACUUAUUCAUUACGUUCAGUUAUCGUUCAUUAUGGUACUCAUAACUAUGGUCAUUAUAUUGCCUUUAGAAAAUAUAGAGGUGUUUGGUGGAGGAUUUCUGAUGAAACAGUUUAUAUUGUUGACGAAGCAGAAGUUCUUUCUACUCCAGGUGUUUUUAUGUUAUUUUAUGAAUAUGAUUAUGAUGAAAUUACAGGGAAAUUGAAGGAUGAUUUAGGAUUAGGUGAUGAAGAUAUUGAUAUUGAGAUGGAAACUCCUGAAAACAAUGAUAUGGAUGUUGUUGUGGAAAAUGAAAGUGAAGAUGAAAAUGAAGAAGAGCUAAUGGAAGAAAAAGAACAAAGACAACAGCAAGAAGAAGAAGAAGAAGAAGUAGCAGCUGAAAAGGAAGAUGAGGUGCUGGAACCAAUAGAUUAA